GCGCGCGCGGCGCCGAGGACCGCGGCCCUGCCCCUCCGGCCAGGGCCCGGGGGCCGUGCGGGGCGGGAGCCUCGGAAACCGGCGCCCGAAUCUGCGCCCCAAGGACUCCGCCGCGGGGUCCACGUGGACCCUGGGCCGCGGCGGGACUGGAGCCCGUCCCCGCGCGUGGGGGAGGGGCCGUUGCAACCGGGUUCCCCUUUUCUGCAGCUCAAAGCCUGGGGAAGUGAUUGCUCAAAGCGGGGGUGGGGGGGCCGGAAGAACCCAGGUUUCCGCGUCUCCCGUCCCCCCCCUCAGCCUGUGGGGAGGGGCCGAGGCGGGACACCCGGUUUGCCCCCGCCCCCACCCUGUUGGCUCUGGCAGCCACUCAUCCCUGCCAGUCGCAGGGGAGGCGCUGCGCCCCCGGCCCGAGCCGAUCGGGGGCUCCUGGCGCCAGCCUCGCUCCAGAACGCGCAGGAGGACCUCCUGCCGUCUGACUUGAGUCCUGCUGCUGCAGUACACGCCCCUUCGGCAGCCAGGGUGGGGCCCAGAGCGAACCUGGCCCCUCCCGCCCCUGCCUCGCCUUUGGGUCGCUGGACGUCCCGCCCCAGCCCCAAGUCCUACUCAAGUCCUCCUUGUCGCAGGCCUGGUCUGCUGCCCCUACUGAGUCCCCAGGAGCAGGUGGGGAGCCUCCCCAGGGCUGAUCCGGACUCCUUCGUGGGGAGCAACCCUCACCACCUCCCACCAGCCGAGGAAAACCUGGGAUGGAGGGAGCUGGGAUGGGGGGGGGGGUCUAAAUGUCUGACCACCACCCCUAUGCACCGCCCUUAUAGCCCCAGACUCUGAGGACCUCCAGCCCCCCUGGGAGGGGCCAGGAGCCGGAAACCAAGAAAGAGGAACCCUGGCUUCCGGCUUCCCAGGGAGCGAGCAGAUGGGGGUGUCCCAGAACCUCCUGUGGAGAUCUUGUCUGGGGUCCCCUCCUUCCUGACCUCACAUCCCCUCACAGCCACAGUGUAGACUGGAGUGGGGGUCAGGGCCUGGGCAGAGCGGUCUGGAGGCGGGAGGCCGGGCAGGGGGCGGGGGGACGCCUCCGGGAGGAUCGGGACCUCUCCAGGGCGGCAGGCCGCCACCGGUGUCAGGUUCUCCGUGAGAGUCCCGGCCUCUCUUCUCAGAGCCCCAGGCUGUGGUGAGGGUCCUGGAGCAGGCACCACGGAGCCCCGGCAACCUCUUCCACCCACCCAUGCCCACCCCGCCUGAGGCUGAGAAGCAGCACACAGGGCCAGAGGAGGGGGACCAGCCUCCCUCCAUGUCCAGUCCUGAUGCGGCCCCCCCGGCCCCCCCCGGGCGAAACCCCUGCUGCUUGUGCUGGUGCUGCUGUUGCAGCUGCUCUUGGAACGAGGAGCGGCGGCGAGCGUGGCGGGCCUCCCGGGAGAGCAGGCUGCAGCCCCUCCCCAGCUGCGAAGCCUGCGCCACGCCGAGCCCCGAGGAGGUGCGGAGCUGGGCGCAGUCCUUCGACAAGCUGAUGCACAGCCCAGCGGGCCGCAGCGUGUUCCGGGAGUUCCUGCGCACCGAGUACAGCGAGGAGAACAUGCUCUUCUGGCUGGCGUGCGAGGAGCUCAAGGCCGAGGCCAACCAGCACGUGGUGGACGAGAAGGCGCGCCUCAUCUACGAGGACUAUGUGUCCAUCUUGUCCCCCAAGGAGGUGAGCCUGGACUCCCGGGUGCGGGAGGGCAUCAACAAGAAGAUGCAGGAGCCGUCGGCGCACACGUUUGACGACGCGCAGCUGCAGAUUUACACGCUGAUGCACCGAGACUCCUACCCCCGCUUCCUCAGCUCCCCCGCCUACCGCGCCCUGCUGCUCCGGGGGCGCUCCACGUCCUCCAGUGAAGCCUAGACUGCCCACCGUGGCUGCCUGGACGCGGGACCCCUCCCGCGGGCAGAGACUCCUUUCACAAGAGCGCUUCACGUGUGGGGCACACCCGCCGGGCCCAGCGCCCCGGGCGGUCCCAGGCAGGAGCUCCGGGUGCAGGGCAGGCCAGAAGCCCCCUUCCCCACCCAGAGGACCCAGCGCCCCAGGAUCCAGCCGAGAGGCAGGCGUGAGGGCCUCUGGGCCUAGGCGGCCCCUCCAGCACCACCACCCCCACUGAGCGCUUCCUGCUGGGGUUCCCACCUGGUGAAAGGAGGCGCCCUCCCUGAAAGCAUCCUGGACCCACAAAGCUCACAAGGUCCUCCUCCCCGGGCUCCUGGGGGCCCUGAGAAAUGCCUUUGGUGGAGAACAGAACCCCUGUACUGUCUAGUUCUGUGACAAGAGGAGACCUCCAGCUGGUGCCAUCUGCACCCCGGGAUCAGACCCAGGACCUCAGAACGAGGCUCAAGGCAGCAGGACCCGGUUUCUCUUUUAUAUGUUCAUUGAGUUUAAACCAGGAAACAUGGCACUGUGUGUUUUAUCAAAAAAAAAAAAAAAAAGUUUUCAUAUUUAACUCCACUCCUCUUCCCCGCAAAAUAGAAUCUUAUUAUUGAAGAUAUUUUUAAAGUAAAA
Messenger RNA from Balaenoptera ricei (Rice's whale), 2515 nucleotides. RefSeq names its product regulator of G protein signaling 19 (gene RGS19). Bases 1217 to 1870 code for a protein of 217 amino acids. Lineage: Eukaryota; Metazoa; Chordata; Mammalia; Artiodactyla; Balaenopteridae. The record is from RefSeq and is a predicted model, not a curated record. The transcript has 6 exons.